Messenger RNA from Colletotrichum spaethianum, 528 nucleotides. RefSeq lists its product as uncharacterized. NCBI's taxonomy places the organism in Eukaryota, Fungi, Ascomycota, Sordariomycetes, Glomerellales, Glomerellaceae. The record is from RefSeq and is a predicted model, not a curated record. Bases 1 to 528 code for a protein of 175 amino acids. The transcript is spliced from 2 exons.
AUGGCUGCCAAUUCGAGGCGCAUAUUCCAGAUGCUCUUGCUGGCGGCCGGCCUGCUCUUGACCCUCGCCUUCUUGCGCUCCAUCGGCACUUCCGACGAGGCCAAGGAGUGGGCAUCCAGCAAGGUUAGCAGCCUCAUGAGCAGCAAUGGUGGCCGCGUCUCCAUGCGCGAGUUCAUGGCCACCGCCGAGUCCAUUUGGGCCAAGACCGUCCGGCAGCGUCACGAUAUGAUUGCUGCCGACUACGGCGAUGCCUCCCUGAUGCCUCUGUUCCCCGCCACAGACGCCCCAAAGUACAAGAAGCACCCCUACUCCAUUUGGGACUUCACUCCGGCCUCUUUCAGCUGCCCCCACGAAAUGGAGCGCGUCGGACGUAUGGGUGACGGCGGCAAAUGGGUUUGCGGCAUGUCGCGCUACGUCCAUUUCCCCAAGGACCGCGAGUGUGUCAUCUAUUCCUUUGGUGUCCGUGAUGAGUCUAGUUUCGGUAAGGAGCCUAAGCCUGCACCUACAUCCAUACGACUCGGUUUCUGA